CGAGACCAAAUAGAGUCGAGACCAAGACAAGACCGAGACCACAAAAAAUUGGUCUCGAGAACUACAGCACUACCACACGGGCAACCCAAUCUCCAUCUUUGUCCACCAUGUUGCACAAAAACCUACCAGGACACCUGUUAAAACAUAUAGCAACCCCAGCCGACCUGUUUGUACCAUGGCUAAAAAAUUUUUUUUAUCUCCCCAUUGUUGUGACCAAAACUUCACAUCAGACUCAACAGAAUGAGUUUCCUGGAGAAAAAAACAAUUUGCCUGUUGCGCCUUGCAAAACAGAAAAACAGCUUUGCGUUUAAUUGAGUUUUUAAGUGGUAUCUUAUCAUGUAAUAUCAGAUUUUUUCCAGACUUCUUAGUGUCUUUGGUUUGUUUGUAGUUUGUUUGCCUCUCGAAAAAAGAAUAUUGCUAUUGUAACCCAACUAAAAUAAAUACAGGGUAACUAACGCAAGCAAUUAUGCCAAUUAGGCUCAGUUAAAUUUUACCCAUAUUAUUUGCGCUUUUAUUAGGGAAUUUACGUUUUUUGCGGUCACGUUGUGACGGGAAAAACUGUGUGAGAGAGAGAGUUUCUUUUGGAUCGGGAAGUAUAGAUGUUGCAUGAAUGAUAAGAAAAGGAGUAUUUGAAUAAAGCAGAUUAAAGCAAAGUUUCUUUAAAUUAAACUAGAUAUCGAUUGAUAUAGUUUUCCUUUUAAUUUAUUUUGUCAGAAUACGCCACUUUGUGAAGCAGAUGGUUUAUGAUUGUUUGUGGAUUUGCUGAACUCCGGUUGUUUUUUUUUGCACAUUGGAAAUUGAUGGCGAGCUGGUCCUAAGAACUCUGAGCGUGCACCCUCUGCCUUGCUCUGGUGCUGGAACCUGGGCACAUCGUCUCAGCCCUGGAUUGGAACGGCAAGUCGGCCACCCACUCUUCGACGCCAGAAUCAGAUGAGCUGGAACUGUUGAUCCUCUGUCACAUAAAGUCUACCCGGGUAGAGGACAAUUUGUUUUCUUUCUUUCGGGGAUAAACUUUCCUUAUUUUCCAUAUUGGUCAUUUCAGUUGUCAUCAAACAUUUCAUGUUCUUGUUAUAUUAAACUGUUUAACUGCAUAUACCUUUGUUCUUGUCCCCCUCCAUCCGGAUCUAGAGUAGUGUGUUAGUUAUGUUAUUAUUUUAUUCACAUUAAUUUGAACACUGGCUCAAUUAUAAGGCUAACACCAUCUGAUGUGACCCCUACUCUGGCACAAGGGUUACACAAAUUGGCGAGCCAGCCAGGAGGGGGCAGUUUUGUUAAAAUUGCUGAACAUAUCUAUAUACACUGUUGUUCUGAUAUAUGUGUAUAUAUAUUGAGUGUACAAGGUGUUGGUUACAAUCUGUACCAUUUGAAAGUGAGUUGUAAUAUUUAUUUUAUGUAAAAUGGAUGUAGUAGUAACAGAAAGUGUCAAAGUGCCCAACGCAGUGCUAGUGAGUGGGUUGUGCGAGAGUGAUGAAAAGGGGGAAAUUUUUGAAUUUCUAGAGAAACAUGGCUAUAUUUCUAGGGUGAUUAGAGUGCCCAGCACUGACAAAGAACUUCAAAAUUCAGUAAUUGUAGAGUUUGAAUCAGCAUCUGCUGUCCAGAGCUUAGAAAGCCAACUGCCUUGUUAUAGACAAUGUCCUGACAACCCUGACAUUGUGCAUUAUCUCAGACUCCUUUCAAGUGUGUAUACUGAAUAUGCAGCAACUGCAGUUACCCAAUCUUACUUGCGUUCCUUGAAAGAUAUCUCCCGCCUGAGUGGGCAAGAUAUGGAGACAGUGCUUAGGGAUGAGUUAUCUCGUAUCCAGCGCUCUGUUGGAGAUGCUUCCCCUUCUCCCCUUGCCAAGCCAGAAACUAGUCGUAACCCUGCAAAAGGGGUUGAUCCUGCUGCUGCUUGCGAUCCACCUUUAGUCUCUUUGGAUGAUCCCAACCCUCUGCGCCGCAUACAAAUAGCUAAGUCUGCUCCUGAGAUUUCUCUUAGUCCCAGUGUUGAGAGUUCUCCUCACCCUCCAAAGGUUAUUUACCAACAGCUUCCAGAGCCAUUUACUAACCCUGAGGUUCAGAAGGUCAUUGUGGAGCAUGUAGUCAGAACUAAUGAGGCUGCUUCUUCAUAUCACAGUCUUAGGAUAAGGCCCUUUUCCGGUCGAAAUCCAACACCUAAUCAUGAGGUGGAUUAUGAGACUUGGAGGAAUCAAGUAGAAUUGAUGCUGUCUGAUCCAGCAGUUUCUCCAAGGCAAGUGAUUAGGAAAAUUCAUGAAAGCCUGGUACCACUGGCAGCCACUCUAGUCAAGCAUUUGGGACCUGACUCUGACAUGAUGUCUUAUCUUAAUUUGCUUGAUUCAGCUUACGGCACUGUUGAGGAUGGGGAUGAGCUUUUUGCAAAGUUCCUUGGUACCCAUCAGGAUCCUGGAAAAAAGCCGUCAUCUUACUUGAGUCGCCUUCAAAUUGCUCUUGGUGUUGUGUUGAGAAGGAAUGGAAUCCCAGCAUCAGACUUUGACAGGCAGCUGCUGAAACAAUUCUGUCGUGGCUGUUGGAACAAUAGCCUAAUUGCUAGCUUACAGUUGGAGCAGAAAAAGGACAAUCCACCCUCUUUUUCUGAUUUAUUGCUCCUGUUAAGAACUGAGGAGGAUAAGCAAGCAGCUACAUCAAUCAGAAUGAAGCAAUAUCUAGGCAUGUCCAAGACAAAAGCUCUGUCCGCCUCUCAUCAUGUCCAUGACUAUGGUUUAACUGAGUUAGGUGAACCAGGUUAUUCUUCUGGGUCUCCAUCAGUGGACGCCAAUGAGAUGAAAAAGGAAAUUGCACAGCUCAGGUCACAGCUGGCUUCCCUUGGCAAAUGUAAGGGAAGUACUGCACAGACCUUUAAGAAGUCCAAACCUAAUGAGACUAAAUAUAAUGCAGAAAGCAAAGAAAAACCUAAGACAAUUGCAGCAGAUAAGUCAUGCAGUAAGAGGCCUAAGCCUGGUUAUUGUUUUAGUUGUGGGGAGGAUGGUCACCUGGCCUCAUCAUGUAGCAAUGAACCAAACCCAGCAUUGGUGCAGGAAAAAAGGGAAGAGUUGAGGGAAAAGCAGAGGGCCUGGGAUAAACAGAACAGUUCCCAGGGUACGUCUCAUUUAAACAGGGAGUAGUUUCUGUUGUGGGACAAACAGAGACUGGACGAUUCCAU
Paramormyrops kingsleyae is the source of this 3157-nucleotide messenger RNA. The record is from RefSeq and is a predicted model, not a curated record. Lineage: Eukaryota; Metazoa; Chordata; Actinopteri; Osteoglossiformes; Mormyridae.